This is a messenger RNA of Aphanomyces astaci, 885 nucleotides long. RefSeq lists its product as hypothetical. The record is from RefSeq and is a predicted model, not a curated record. Lineage: Eukaryota; Oomycota; Saprolegniomycetes; Saprolegniales; Verrucalvaceae. The transcript is spliced from 4 exons. Bases 1 to 885 code for a protein of 294 amino acids.
AUGAAGGCCAACGAGAGCGCCUACGCCACCGCAAAGCGGCAUGGUCCUCAGAUCAGUCAGGUACCUAGAUAUCAAGAACUUGGCCAGUUUGAAAGCAGCAGCAGCCAUAUCGCCGCGCAAGUUGACAGUGGGAAAAGGCCAUGGAGUGUCAAAGUCUUCUGGUCCCAAGCCGAAGUGCUGACCUACUGCAAGUGCCUGCGCGACGAAGACAUCGCUGUGAGUACGAAAAUGCUCAUUGUCAAGGCAUUGAGCAUCAAGAUGGCCGGCCGAAGGUUCCUCCCUUUUGGUACCUUGGUGAAUGUUCCGAUGGAUCGUUUGGUCAACAUGGACGAAACACCAGUAUACUUCGAACCCAAGUUGCACACAACAAUUUCGAAGAAGGGCUCGAAGACUGUGUCGGCUCGCGUGUGCUCGUCCCACAAUCCUCGGGUGUUCGUGUGCUUGGCCGUGACAGCCACCGGAGAGAAGUUGCCACUGUACGUUAUGUUUCAGGGGGUCCCGGGCGCCCGGAUCGAUUCGUCCUUGGAGAAGAUUAUGCCCCCAACAUGUUUGGUGGUCCAUAAGGACGGCUUUAACAAUACCAGCGUUUCGUUCGGAGCGUUGCCGCUGGUAUUUGCUCGGGGAGGUGCGGUAGUCCUCUACAACGGUGGCAAUCUUGUUCGCAAAGUCUUCUUUCUUCUUCAGCAAGCGCAAAGGGAGGAAGCCGACGUGGUAUGCUUUCUCGCUGACAACAAGGCGGAACACCUUGAGAACCUCUUCCAGGUUCCCACUUUCGCCUUGUACGUCAAGGCGGCAACCAACCAGGUCGUCGACUGUAAGGCUAUCCCCACAUAUGUCAUGGCAGCCUUCAGCUCCAUGAGUCGACACGCACACAAAUACUCGUGA